Hypoxylon fragiforme is the source of this 810-nucleotide messenger RNA. RefSeq names its product DNA-directed RNA polymerase II subunit RPB11. The transcript has 4 exons. Gene Ontology annotation, biological process: transcription by RNA polymerase II. Gene Ontology annotation, cellular component: RNA polymerase II, core complex. Bases 283 to 684 code for a protein of 133 amino acids. The record is from RefSeq and is a predicted model, not a curated record. Gene Ontology annotation, molecular function: protein dimerization activity. Lineage: Eukaryota; Fungi; Ascomycota; Sordariomycetes; Xylariales; Hypoxylaceae.
CUGUGUACAACUUUGUAGGGCGGUCUUAGUACUUAGCAUUGUUCAUCCAUUGUUCACCCGCGAUCUGAAUCGUGACUAUCUUACCAUCUUGAAUAUUUCAAAAGCUCGCAAUAUCUUGGGCGAGCCUUGCUUUACGCAUUAGAACACGCCGUGAAAUUUUAAUUUUCUUUUUGAGAAACUCGCGUCUCGACAUACCAGGUGUCACACUCUUCACCGUCGCCUUUUGCUCACCCUUGCUACUAUUUCUAUCCAUUUGGAUAACUACGGAAAGCUAAUUACAAGAUGAACGCGCCCGAUCGUUUCGAGCUGUUCCUCCUUAAUGAGGCCAAUGGUGAAAAGAAAAUCACCGAGAAGGCAUUCGUCGGCAUGCCGAAUACUUCAGACUUCACCAUCCUUAAAGAGGACCACACCGUUGGGAACCUGCUUGCUGAGCACUUCAAACAGCACCCCCAUGUCAUGAUGGCUGGAUACAAAGUUGCCCACCCUAACGUCCCAGAGGUCUUGAUUCGCCUUCAGACCGAUGGCACCAUCACUCCACGCGAGGUUUUUGUCGACGUGUGCAAGCAGCUCAUUGCGUCCCUUGCACAGCUCGCGCAGAACUUCACCCGUGAGUAUGAGCUUCGUCGCAUGGCUACGGCGGGGGACAAUGAUAACCCAAGCGGCAAUGCCAAUGGAAAGCCUUAAAGGGUUCUAUCACGACAGCACGGAAUUCUCUUAAUGGACUGGAGAACUAGGAUUGGGGGAUACCCGGCGUUAACGGCUUUGACUCGCAUUCUAGACAAUUUGUAAAUUCAUGGCAUAAUUUGCCAA